GCACGAGGCACCCUUCCGCACUUAGCCGACGAUUAGUGAUAUAUGGCGCGAUUUUACCUUUUACUUUAUUUAAUCAUCGAUUAAUAUCCCAUGAAAGUUAUUUUUGCGCCAUAAGGCGAAUUAAUGUCUGAUUCAAACCAGUGUUUCUAUAAUUUAUUCAAAAAUGUGGCGAUUUCGUGGAAAUAAAAAUUGACAAUUUUUGAAGGGUCAAAGAAGAAAAGUCUCCAUUUAAUUUGUAUGCCAGUUGUGAAAAUAUUUGAAGAUGAUGCUCUCCACAAUUAUUUUCUGCGGUUAAUUUUUCGAUUUUGAUUCAAUCAAUUAAAAUGACUGCAGUUACCGAGAAACUUGGUAGUUUCAGUGCUGAUAGUGAUGUCAAACCAGAGGAAGAAGUUUUGGGGUCAGUUACACAUGAAACACAAUCGACUGAACGUCCUAUUCAGUUGAGGACCAGUGCUCGUGUAUCGAAAAAAUUACGUCUCGAUUUGCAAACUAACGCUGCUCCUGCACCAGUCGUAGAGAAAAAAGAGACCAAACCAGAAGAGAAGGUUCCUGAACAGAAAUCCAAUACUGUUCGUCGAGUUCACGAAUUGUGGUCGACGGAAGAUAAGAAUGCUUUUUUCGAAGCACUUAACGAGUAUGGUAAAGAUUUCGAUGCUAUACAAACGCACAUGAAUAAUAAAAGGAAAAAGCGAGGAAUCAAUCAUAGCAUUUCGAAGAACAGAGAUCAAGCUAGGCAUUUUUACUACAGGACUUGGCAUAAAAUAUCGAAAUAUUUGGAGUUUCCUCAAGAGGUCAAAAAAGCAGUACGUGAGCAAUAUGGAUUGAUUAAUUUUGGAGAAUUUCGGAAAAAAGUUGGGUUCGUUUCGGAGAAGAAUUCGGUCAAAUUGAAUGAAUUAAUUUAUAGUGGCAGUACUCAGGUUCGAAUUAAGGGUAAAACGCUACGUAUCAAAACCCCUGUUUGCAGAGCCCUCAGAAAAUUGAACCAGUUACAAGAAACCACCGCUGAUGUCAAGCUUCCAACUCGCAUUACUAUCGAACUACGUCCACGUAAUAAGGAAUCGUGGUGUCGCGUCCAAUCUUUGGCUAUGAAUCCAAGAGCACGAACUACGCUACCGUUGCCUCAACAAUUGAUUUCUCUGAUAAAUUAUCUACAAAAAAAGUGGCAGUCACCUGAAGCUAAACUGAAGGAAAAAUCUACGCCUCACAAUGCCGAUAAUAAACCAGAAUCUGUCGAUAGUGAUGCUCCAUUAUUACGAUUAGCACCCAAGCAAGGAAUAAAUAUAGUAGCACCUUCGGUUCGUAGUGGAGAAUUCAUAACUAGCUCUCGUAUCAGUUUGCUGGCUUAUGAAGAGAAAUUUGGUAUAGAAGGACAAGCGAUUUCAGAGAGUUUGAAACAAUUACAGACCGCCAAUAAAAGUGGCAAAUCGAGUCGUAAUGUGAAAAAACAACAUGUAGAAGAUGAAAAGUCUAAAGCCAAAGAAGAACCUGAUACUCAUACACAAACCUUAGCCCAAACCGAUAAAGUUCUAUCCGAUAAAGAUUUCGUAUCUUCGACUGUGAAUCAGCUUUUGUUAUUGAACAGCGAACAUGAUCAGUCAGCAAAAGACGGAGUUGAUGAAAACGAAUGGAACAGUCCAGUUAAAGAUGAUUUUGAACUUGAUACUGAGAUAUCUGCUUCCGAAAAUAAAGAAGAAAUAAUUGAAAGAGCGAAAGCCGGUUGGAAUGCUAAAAACGCCGAAGCCAUUAGAAUUGGCGAUUUGUACCUUAUGUUCGGCGUUGAUUCUAAAUUACAACUGGAUUAUUGGUGGGAAGAUCCAAUUGUUGAUAAAGAGCAAAAAGCCACCGAAUCCGUCGGUGAGUCAUCUCAUAACGAAGAGAAAAAUAAACUUUCCGAAUCUUUACGAAAACUUGUAUCUAUAGCGAAACUAUAUUUAACCAAAGACAAGAAUCAAUGCACUUGUGGCCACAUUUGUAAAUCUAAUAAUAAAAUUGUGAAUGGCCGUAGCAGAGUUAUAAAUAAGCCCAAAGUCACGAUAAAUAAUAAUGUAUCGGAAAAUGAUAGAUUAUUGAACGUAACCACCGACACGACUCCUAAAAAUCAUAUCACAAAUGUUACCGUGAACAGAAUUCAUUCCAAUUAUGUUCCUUCCAGAGGAGUCAGCUCGUUUAAAGAACAACUUGAUUUACAAUAUUACAAUCGGCGAAGGAGCGGUGAUAAGCAACGUUCGUUGCCUUCUGUACCCAAAGUAACUAUACAAGUCAUUAAACCACCCAAAGAAGGCGAUCGAGUAGAAGUCAGGGAAGAAAAGAACGAUACUGAAGCUGAGAAAGAUCAUAGUGCAGAUAUAACCUCGAGAAUCAAUGUGAAUAACACGAUUAAUAACAACUCUGUUUUUAGUCAGUUACCUCUAUUUCCUGAUAACAUCAGCGAUAAAGACUUAUUAUUGCAAGACGAAGACACGAAAUCAAGUUGUUCGACUAUUACGAGAUUCUUGAAUCAAGCUCUACCAAAAGUUAUACCUCAACCUAUAGAUCCAAACCCUGAUGGUUUUGCAAUUCCUUUGAUUUCUCAAAGAAUCGUCGAUGAUGUUGAUUUGAAUCAAAAUACGAAUGACAGAGCUUCGCCAACAUUAUCGAUGGCUUCGAAUUUUUCAAUCGGCAGUCUUUUAGCCCAACUUGAUAAUCCGAAACCUUCGAGUGCACCUGUAACGCUUGAUGAAGAUACGAGGUUUUCCACCGAUGUUGAAACUCAAUUUCAACGCUUAAUCAACGAAAGUAGCGUCGAUUAUACCGAAAAAUUCGCCAGUAUUGCAGCUCAAAUGGCUUCUGAAAAUAAUAACAAAAUUUAGUUUUCACAUAUUACCUAGAUACAAACCAAGCUGUUUGUCACACUUCCAUAUUAAAAUCCAUCAUGUUAGAUUAUUGAUAUUGACGAGAUCGUAGAUUGCUUGAGUUUGUUUUUUUUUCAUUUUUUAGACUGAUUAGUACCUGACAGUUUAAUAUUAUUGUUGACUCUGAAAAGUUUACCUAUUCUAUAUUCUAUGUAUACGUGUACCCGAUGCUGUUGGCACUUGUUUACUCUCGAUUGUUCUAAUUCUCUCUUUUGUAAUGUACAUAUAUUUUUUUUACAGAGCUACUUACCUUUUUCUCUUAGUUUUACAAUAUAAUUGUUUUGACGAAUAAAGUUUCUUCAAUUUA
Planococcus citri (citrus mealybug) is the source of this 3198-nucleotide messenger RNA. RefSeq names its product cramped chromatin regulator (gene crm). Bases 324 to 2849 code for a protein of 841 amino acids. Lineage: Eukaryota; Metazoa; Arthropoda; Insecta; Hemiptera; Pseudococcidae. Gene Ontology annotation, molecular function: chromatin binding. The record is from RefSeq and is a predicted model, not a curated record. The transcript has 17 exons. Gene Ontology annotation, biological process: pattern specification process. Gene Ontology annotation, cellular component: nucleus.